Molecule: messenger RNA, 163 nt
Organism: Racocetra persica
Lineage: Eukaryota; Fungi; Glomeromycota; Glomeromycetes; Diversisporales; Gigasporaceae
Source: the annotation of a GenBank genome assembly
GCAUCCAGUCCACAAUCGAACAACCACAUUUGGAUAUCAAGUACCGGGACAGGUUACAAAUGUGUCUAUGAAAAAAGACUCCACAAAUCUCUUGUUUGUUGUCGGACCUUACUCGUCAUCCAGAUACACAAUUCCUUUCUGGGUAGACAGUGCAUUUCCGCAU